Molecule: messenger RNA, 7275 nt
Organism: Xiphophorus maculatus (southern platyfish)
Lineage: Eukaryota; Metazoa; Chordata; Actinopteri; Cyprinodontiformes; Poeciliidae
Product: nucleolar GTP-binding protein 2-like
Exons: 13
Coding region: 143-1594 (483 amino acids)
Cellular component (GO): nucleolus
Molecular function (GO): GTP binding
Source: RefSeq, a predicted model, not a curated record
CGUCCUUCCUGCUUCACUAGAGGGACACGUGCAAGUUCUAACAUCUCGAGGGGGAAGGCUUCAAACUUCAGCAUUUAUACUGUCCCGAUAGGUGUACAGUUUUGAUUUUCUUGUGAAAGGCUUUACCGAAUAAGCAGUCAACAUGGUAAAGCCUCAGUUUAAGGGGAAGAACUCGAUAAACCCUUCUUCAUCCAGCUCGAACCCCGAUCGAGCCAAAGGUGCAGGGGGAAACAACAUGAGGGACAGAGCCACCAUUAAGCGUCUGAAUAUGUACAGACAAAAACAAAGAUGUAACAACCGAGGGAAAGUUAUCAAACCUUUACAGUACCAGUCUACAGUAGCACCAGGAACAGUUGCAAGAGUUGAACCCAACAUCAAAUGGUUUACAAACACUCGAGUGAUAAAGCAGUUAGCCCUCCAGAAGUUUCAAGAGGAGAUGGGAGCAGUACAGAAGGAUCCAUACCGUGUGGUGAUGAGGCAAAGCAAACUGCCCAUGUCUCUUUUGCAUGACAGAGCCAAAGCUCAUAACUCUAAGGUGCACAUACUAGACACUGAGGGAUUUGAGACCACAUUUGGACCUAAGGCUCAGAGGAAGCGGCCCAAUCUCCUGGUUGGAGAUUUGAAGGAUCUUGUAGAGAGAGCGGAGGCUUCAGCGUUGAACUACAGUGCCGACAAAGACACAAACUUGGUGACAGAGGACACUGGUGUCCGGGAGGAAGUACGUGAGGAGAUUUUCAAAAAGGGCCAAUCGAAGAGGAUCUGGGGAGAACUCUACAAGGUGAUCGACUCGUCUGAUGUCAUAAUCCAAGUGCUGGAUGCCCGUGAUCCGAUGGGAACCCGCUCCAAAAGCAUUGAGACAUAUCUGAAGAAAGAGAAACCUUGGAAACAUCUCAUCUUUGUAUUAAACAAGUGUGAUCUUAUCCCUACCUGGGUCACGAAACGGUGGGUUGCCGUUCUGUCCCAAGAGUAUCCAACUCUAGCUUUCCAUGCCAGCCUGACCAACUCAUUUGGUAAAGGUUCUCUCAUCCAGCUCCUCAGGCAGUUUGGGAAGCUCCACACAGACAAGAAACAGAUAAGCGUGGGUUUAAUUGGCUACCCAAAUGUGGGAAAGAGUUCAGUUAUCAACACUCUGCGCUCAAAAAAGGUCUGCAACGUGGCACCCCUCGCUGGAGAAACAAAGGUGUGGCAGUACAUCACACUAAUGAGGCGCAUCUUCCUCAUCGACUGCCCCGGUGUCGUUUACCCAUCAGAGGACAGCGAGUCUGAUAUAGUCCUAAAGGGAGUGGUUCAAGUGGAGAAGAUCAAAAACCCAGAAGAGCACAUCGGUGCGGUACUGGAACGAGCCAAACCCGAGUACAUCCAGAAGACUUACCGAAUUCCAACAUGGAGUUCUGCUGAUGACUUCCUUGAGAAGCUGGCAUUCCGUACUGGGAAGCUUCUAAAGGGAGGUGAGCCCGAUCUCAGUACGGUCUCCAAAAUGGUUUUAAAUGACUGGCAGAGGGGACGGAUCCCCUUCUUUGUGAAGCCUCCUGGACCAGAGGGAGAUCCAGAAGACUUCCAGCAACAAUGUAGAUUCAUUGAAUCUACAUCCUGAAAAGGCUUAAGCUUUUUCCAAGACGUCACCUUUGCACUUUGUGCAGCGAUGGAAGACAAAUGAGUUUAACAGGAAGUGUGUGAGCUGUGCUUUAAAUGUUUGAAGCAUCCCCUUGGGAAGAUUCCUCCUUCCCGUAUACAUCCAUACAUUUUACAAAGGAAGGAUGAAGACAAGAAUGGAUCAGCCACAACAGCAAGGUGGAGGAGGAAAAAACAAAUCCUCCUUGUGCUCCUGCGGCAGGGGAAUCCCUUCCCUUCUCUGAAUGUUAAAGUUGGAAGUUAAAGCAGGAACGUCCACAGCUGAGCGGUCAGCAGAUUCACAAAGUGGAUUAAACUGAUUAAAUCUGCAUCUUUUUCUCCGUCUCAGCCCUUUAACAGCAGUUUCUGCCUCGCAAAACAAAAAGCGUUUAAAUCUGAAAAACGCCUGCGUCAUAUUUCAGCAUGUUUGCCGUAAACUGAGCUUUUAGAGAAAGGGAUGACCUUCUCCAGCUCAGCGAGGGUCAGCAGGAGCAGCAGCAGCGGGACUGUUCAAAACAUCCUUUGGUCCAUCUGAUGGCUCUUUUUAAAUGCCGGUUCAGCUGAACGCUCCACGGAGUCACGCUGUGCUUGUCAGAGGACGUCAGUGUGUUGAAUGAAAGGCUUUUUCCAGUCGCACAGCAGUUUUUCCAUGACGGGCUGGUUAUUAAAUCAAAAUCCUUCAGCUGUCUGACAAAACGGAUGUUAAUCAAAAGAACUGAAGUCUGAUCAGUAGGAGACCUAGGUGUGAGCUUCAAUUGAACGACAGCUUUUUAAUCUUUUGUGAAAGUAAUUUAGUUUGUGAACACGGUAAACAGUUUACCACUGUGUUAAUCACUGCUUCGAUAUUCUGAUUGGAAAGUCUUUGAUUUUCUGGGAAUGUUCAAUUAAGCAGAGUUCACCUUUAUUUUUGACACAGUUGCUAAUGGAAUUCACUCAGUCAGUCAGUAUCCUCUUAAUCUUUUUUAGAAAAAAAGAUUCACAUGGACUAUCCACAGUCAAAGCUAAAGCGCAGUAGCUACUCCUAGUAGGUAGGCAUUGUUAGUCUUGUCUUACAUAUACAGUAGGUCUGUUGUCGUUUCAGUAUCAAUGAAAAAUCUGAAAAUAAAGCGCUCAAAAAAGCUGGAGCACAGCUGAUGACUAAAGAUUUUACUCUGGGGGAAAGUUUCAGUCUGCAACACUUUUAUGUCAUGGAUAUGAAUAGGAGCACACAACAUCUGUUUGCUGAUAAUAAUUCAGUUAGCAUGCUGUAAGUUACCUUACCUUACCUAACAUAAAACUUGUUGAUGGGUAUUUUAUCACUCUCCUUGAUCCGACUACAGGAGUUAAUUUAAUUAGACUGGUUUCCUCCCACUAACCCCAUUUCUAAGCAUGGAUCAAAAUGAUCUGUAAGCCAUUCCAGAGAUAAAUCCUCUACAAAAGUGUGAACCUGAUUGAAACCAUUUAAUCAAAUUACCUUGAAGGAAAGUGUCAAUAACUUAGGUACAUGUCAGUCCUAUCAACAGAAGACAAGACUGACAGAAAACUGAAAAAAACCCGCAAAGACAAAAACAAAGUUUAACCUUUAAGACGUAAAGCUGCAGGAUUUGUUAUUUUGACAUUUUUGUUUCUUUUGUUUUGUUUUGAUUAAACAAAUCAGACAUGCUGGUGGGCAUAUUUUAACCGUUUUUUUUAUUUUGUUAUUUGCCGUUUUCAGUUUUUAUGCUAAAUGAACCUACUGCUCUGCUCCCUCCAGCUUCAUGUUUACAAUACAAACAGAAGAGUGCUGCACGUCUGCUCAUUCAGUCUCAACAGAAAAAAACACAGCGACAGAAAAGCGUUACAAAUCCCUCACAACAACAGGCAAACUCUUCCUCCUCCGUUUCUAUAUCUGGGAAACAUCUCAAACUGAUGGUGGCUGUCCAGGCUGACUUCAUUAAGAUGGUAAACAGGACAAAUGAAAGUCAGUUUUUAUGUUUCACAUUAAAGGGAUGUAAGAAAAAAUAAAUCGGAGAAGGAAGAAGCUGGCAGUGGAAGUUCUCCCCCCCGAGCCAAACAUCCCAUCAUGAGAUUCCUUAAAGCAGGAAAAUCCAUCGGCUGAGGUGGUUGUUGACCUGAGCUGGCACUGUGUGUGCGUGCGGCCAUUAGGGAGAGGGACGUUAACGAGCCCCAUAAAGAUGGAGGGAGGGAGUUUAUUGUACACAGUUUGUCUCUGUUAGGUGUGCGUCUGUGGCUCGUUUGCUUGAGGCCAACCAAAGACGGCAGCCACGCAGAAUCUAGCUGAGUGUGUUCAUAGCUGGGAUGACGGAGCAUGAAGAGCACAAAGAUUCAUAAACUCAGAGGGAACAGAGACCACAACUUGUACCCUCCUGCUCUCUGAGGAUUCUACACAGAUUCUGGACCAUUUUCUAAUCUAAUUAGUUACUGGUUCAACUUUCACAUGGUGCGGACAUUUCAACAGGAAGUAAACAAAGCUGUGUACAACACUGGGCAGCUUGUAUCUGCCAUUAGCCUUGGUUGUCCAUCCAUCCACGGUCUUAUGCUUGUUAGCGGUCAGAUCGGGGUUGUUAUAAACCCAGACGGCUUCCUCCAGUCCUCCAGCUGCUUCUCAAGUGUUUUAAUGUGUUUCGAGAUCAGAGGGUCAGGAGUAUACAUGCACCCUUCAGCACAUAUGAACUUAAUUUCUGGUAUUUACUGCUGCAUCUGAACCAUACUUUUUUUUUCCUGUCUGGGAUGAACUUCUAGUUCAGUACACCCCACCAAAUAAUUGAGUCUUCUAUUGAAUUUCCUGGUACAAUUAUGGAUGCAUAGUAAACUACUUGUCUUGGCAAAAACUGAAAAGUUCAAUUAAAUUGUUUACUGGCACAGUCCUAACUUUCGAAAAAAUAAAAAAAUAAAAGCAAUUAAGUGAGAAGCUAAAUGUUUACCUCACUUUCCCAUUUCAAACACAGCUGGCUCCAAGUUUGAGGAGAUGUAGCUUUUCAUGUGAGGUCAGGGUGCAGACUUUGGAGGUGAUCUCAUUUGUCCCCCAAUUCACUGGUGUCACUGACAGCUAAUAAUCCCACAGCAUGAUCCUACUACCACCAUGAAGGAGUGGUGGUUCACCACACACGUUCUGUAGCUACUUAUCACCUUCCUGAACUCCUGCAAGCACAAUUCUUGUGACAAAAUAGCUCAACAUGUUUUUCUUCCAACUACUUUCUCUAAAGCACGUCUCUAAAGGACUUUCUGAAAGUAAACCAGUAUGUCCAGAUUUUUGCAUUUGCAAUGAUUACUGCAGACUAAUCCCUGAUUCCUGUCCAUCUUCUUAUCUACCCUUUUGCUUCUUGACAAAACACAUUACCUACACUGCAUAUAACAGAAAAAAAAUCUUUAAAAAUAUCCAAAACAGUUUUAUCCAAGCACAUUAGCUUAGUUGUUAGAAAAUGUAUUUAAAAUCAUCUUUCUUGGUGUGAUUGGACUGAACCAACCAAUCAGAUUUUCUUUUUUAAUACUGAUAAUGAAGUUGGAGUUCUUAUACUACAGGGCACUGAAACUGUAGGGGGAGACAUACAUGCACAUAAGCUUCUUAGGUUUGUUCAAAUCAAGUAAAAUCUAAAAAUAUGAGGUGAUUUGAGUCCAAAGCUUUAGAUUUAGUCUGUACAAAGAAACUGAAUUUUAUUCACUUUCAGCUGGUUCAAAACUUACAAAACUAUGUUUCUUGGUGCACCAUUUUUUUUGCCCUCCCAAAAAAUCAAAAUCACUCUAAAAGAGGAAAGAUUUGAAAUGGAGAAGUAAAUCCCAAAAUCUAGAACUGAAAUGAAAAUAAUCCUGGCCCUCGGUUUCCUGACAUGUUGUCCGGCUUCAGAGCUCUCUGUGUCUCCACAUGAGUAUAAUCUGUCAGUCGGACAGUUUCUUCUCUGUUAGUCGGCGUCAUCAAUCUCCAAUCUGUCAGUCUUAUUGAUGAGCCUACAGAGGUGCUGCCAGCUGGCAGCUGCAAGGGAGAGAGACGGACAGACAGAGUCAGAGACGGAUGGAUGGAUUGAUGGAGGUAGUGAUAAAUAAAGCUGCUCAGCUCCACCCACCAGGUAGAAGACAUUAAAAGUCCCAUCUAAUGCAAGUUUUAUGACUUUGAUCAGGGUAAUGUUCUCCCUGAUGUGCCUGUCUCAGGUUUUAUUUAUUUACUCUCCUGACACAGAGGACAUUUUCCGCUGAACUGUGAAAAGAAACGGGUCACGUGAUCAAGGAGAACUACAGAGCCACUUCACAAGCAGAAAUAAAGUAUGUCAGCUCUUAGAAAUUUCAAAAUGCAUUGGAAUAAUUUGCUUCAAUGACACCGCUAUUCAAGAAAAACUUGAAAGAUUUUAAACCCUUCGUUUAGCUUGAAGGGUAUAAUUGAUGGAAAUAGCCUGGUGGAAGAUGUGCAUGAGAGCAGAGCAUAUUUUUAAACUAUAAUAAAAUGUCUAAAUAAUACACUUAGGUUUGUGGUUCUAAUGUGAUGAAAUGUUGAAAACAUUAACAAGUGUGAAUACUUUUGGAAAGUUCUCUAACAUCUUAACAUUUGAGAAUGGCUGUGAAUCAAUAUGAGUAAAUUAAUAUUUGAAAGUGAUUGAUUUGUUUUGCCAAAAUUAAUCUAAACAUUGAAGUCUGCCCCAGGGAUAUUUCAGACUUUAGGCCCAAAGAAACAUCCUUGAUGCCUGUAGUAUUUUGUGCGAGCAUUCAAAAUAAAGACAGAGGGCAUGAGAGGUUAAAUCUGAUUGGGCAUGCACCAGAAACUACAACAUCUGCUUUAAACAUUUGGUCCUGAUGCACUGUGGAUUCACAAAGUUGCUCUCGCAGCUGGAGGAAUGUGGGAAAUAAAAGGAGACAACAUAUCCGACUACGCUGCAUUGAUUCCGGAGAAUCUGGAUCCUGAAGUGACACAGAGUGAAUGGAACUGCAGAAGCGUCAGCACAGCCUGUUUAAACGCUCUGAAAGUCACACCUUCCCCUCCUUCGUGUGUCUCUGUCAGUCUCCUCCUUGCUGUGGGUUUCUUGGAUGGAGUCGGUUAACAGACGAGCGUAAUUUCAAACACAGUCACUGAGCUGUGAAUGACACCUUCAUCUCCGUCACUUUAACAUUCAAACAUCUCUCUGCACGCAGCGAAUUAAAUCCAAAACGAAGAAGAGACAUAAAAUGCGGCUGUUUUUCCUUCUCGUCGUGACAUUUGUCCUAGCAGGUGGGCCCAGGUCAAAGGCCGCAGUAUGAAAAUACACCAAUAUUGACAUAGGGUGGAGCUGCGCUGUGCAUAGGUUUGUGGUAACACAGCCUGCAAGCUGAAACCUCGUCUUCAUUGCUGCAGGUCAGGCUUGGUUAACGAACAGCCACCAGUCAGAUUCUAACGAAGCGGCGAGAGAGAAGGUUACGUCUCGUCUUACAGGAGGUGCAUGAGGAGAUGCUUCCUCCUCAGCUCCUCUUACAUCAGACUUUGAACACCACAGACACUGAGAGACACAGAGAGGAGGCAGGGAGGGAGGGAGAGUUCCUGCCGGCAGCCAGAAAUGAUAGGAAUAGAUUAACAUUGGCCUCAUCAAUAGAGGCUACAGCUCCUCUUAAAUGUUCAGCAAAUUGCCAACAGUGUAUUUUAGAAGAGAUUCAGAGUCACAUUACAGAAAAGCAGUGAGUCACAUCAAGGUUAAAGAACGACUUAUUUCAUGUUAAAAAAAAAAA